Molecule: messenger RNA, 1342 nt
Organism: Centruroides sculpturatus (bark scorpion)
Lineage: Eukaryota; Metazoa; Arthropoda; Arachnida; Scorpiones; Buthidae
Product: deoxynucleoside triphosphate triphosphohydrolase SAMHD1-like
Exons: 5
Coding region: 436-1086 (216 amino acids)
Biological process (GO): dGTP catabolic process
Cellular component (GO): nucleus
Molecular function (GO): dGTPase activity
Source: RefSeq, a predicted model, not a curated record
CCAUCCCUCACCACCGGGUCGCCCCUUGUGGUCCUGGCCGAACCCAUAAUGGGUUUGCUUUAAGAGGCCCAUAAGGUGGAAAUUCUUAAAAAUAAUAAUAACUCUCGUGCUUUUUGUCGAAAUUUUAAAGGUAUAUUUGUGUAUAAGGAGGGUUGAUGCUCUUAAAUUUUCAUGGUUAAAGAUCGAGAAGAUGGAGAGAUAAAGGGCGUCGUAUAUCCUAUCUCGAGUAGGCUUUAACUCCUUAUUAGAAUUUACAUCUUUUUUUCUAUAAAACUUAACCCUACCUUUAAAAUUAAACGUUUUAUAAUAAUUAUAAAUAUAAAAAGAUUUUAAUAAGAAAAUAUCGUAACAUGCAUUUUCUUAAAGGUUGUAAGUACUGUUUACAAGAAUUUUCUAACAAGAAGUGAAUUGCAUCACGCUGCUUACCAACAUCGCAUGAACAGAAGAAUAGAAAGAAUUAUUUUCGAUGCUUUAUUGGAAGCGGAUGGAAAAGUUUUAGCGCCUAACGGUGAAAAUUUCCAGUUCUACAAUUGGACUAAUGCAGUGAACAGAGAGGAAGAAGUUAUUGAAUUGACAAUGAGAAACUUCUGCAUGAUGACUGACAACGCUGUUUACGAUUCUCUGAAGUACUCAAAAAUAGAGAAAGUUCGAAAUAUACUGGAUAUAGUAGAGAGACGCUUUCAAAAUUCUAAAAUAUAUCAGACGGUUUCUCAUUGGUCCGUUGCUGAAAAGCCCGAUAAGAAAACUAUAAAAGCAGCAAUUAUGAAAUGUGCGCAAGAAUUAUCUCCCGAUGAAAAAAGAGACUUUUAUAAAAAAUAUGGAACUGAUUUUGAAUUACGCGAAGAAGAUUUUAAGAUUCAGAUAAUUUCGAUCGAUUGGGGCAAGGGUGAAGAUAAUCCAGUUAGUCGUGUCUACUUCUUUUCUAAAUAUAACAUGGAUGCUACUUGGAAAGAAGAGCAAACUAACUGGAUGAUGCCGAAAACAUUCAGAGAUGUGAAACUUAGUGUUUUAUGUAAACGCCAUGACGAUACGACAUUCGAAAAAUUACGAAUUUGUUGCGAAAAAUACGAUGCAAUGCGCACUUAAUGGCAUCUUUAAACUUGCACAACGAAUUUGUGACAGUUAUAAAAUAAAUAUUCCCGUAAGUUAAUAUAUUCUAAAUUAAAUUAUAAUUCUAUUAUAUUGUAAAAUACUUAUAAAUUCUCAGUGAAGCGAAUGAGUUAACUUGUACACAUGCUAUUUACAGUUGAACCUUCUGUGAGAUAAUUCAAUGUAAAAGUCCUUGUAUUUAAAUUCUGAAAAUCUGUACUCAAGAGUAAAAUAAAUAUUCGUAAAUAAUUAA